Messenger RNA from Asterias rubens (European starfish), 1583 nucleotides. RefSeq names its product mitotic spindle assembly checkpoint protein MAD2A-like. The transcript is spliced from 5 exons. NCBI's taxonomy places the organism in Eukaryota, Metazoa, Echinodermata, Asteroidea, Forcipulatida, Asteriidae. The record is from RefSeq and is a predicted model, not a curated record. Gene Ontology annotation, biological process: mitotic spindle assembly checkpoint signaling. Gene Ontology annotation, cellular component: kinetochore; nucleoplasm; cytoplasm.
AUGGGAUCUAACUGAUACUCGCUCAGAGAAAUUGAAAAAAUGGCGGCAACACAGCAAGCAACGAAGGCUCAAACUAUCACUUUGUCUGGCUCCAGUGAAAAGGUGUCUGAGUUUUUUUUGUACGGAAUCAAUAGUUUGCUGUUUCAGAGAGGCAUCUAUCCACCAGAAACCUUCACAAGGAAACAGAAGUAUGGCCUAACGCUUCUAGUUUCAACAGAGAAAGCAUUACAGGACUAUCUCGAUAAUGUAUUAAGGCAACUCAAUGACUGGCUGAAUAAGAAGACUGUGCAGAAAGUAGUAGUUGUAAUUGCCGAAGUAGACUCUGGCGAGGUAAAGGAAAGAUGGCAGUUCGACAUCCAGUGUGACAAAACUAUGACAGAUGAAAGUCAACCAAGAGAAAAGACAGACAAGGAUAUUAAUGCAGGUAUCCGAGCAGUGAUGACUCAAAUUACAGCAACAGUCACUUUUCUUCCUCUUCUAGCUAAUCCAUGUACAUUCAACAUCCUGAUCUACACCGACAAAAAUCUGUCCAUGCCGGAACAGUGGGAGGAAUCUGGACCAUCACUCGUUGCCAACUCACAGGAAGUGAAGUUAAGAUCGUUCACGACCUCCAUUCACAAGGUAGAGGGUGCAGUGUCGUACAGGGUUGACGACAUAUAAAAUGGACUUUAAGAGGGGAGCACCAAAACAUUUGUUUCACAAAACUGUUCUUAGAGUCUUAUUAAAUACAUGCAAGGCCUAAUUUCAUGGCACUGGUUCUCAUGCAAUGGGGGACUUUUGGGACGCUAGGUGGCAGCAGACUUAAGCCCAGUUUGUACUUCCUGCGAAUGCGAUACAAAUUUUGGCGUCACAAAUUCGCAGCAAAUAAUUUGUAUCAGUUGCCCUGUGCUGAACUCCUGGGAAACACUCCCUGCGAAAACAGCCUUGUGGCAUCGCAUUCGCAAGAAGUAUGAACUGGCAACUGGGCUUAAGAUUGUUCUUAGAGUCUCAUUAAAUCCACAUAGGGCCCAAUUUCAAGUGAGAAUACUGUUCUUUGACAAUAAGGUGUCUAGUGCCUAAAAGGUGAUUGGGGUCAUUAUAGAAAAAGUCAAUGCCCUAUUUAGUUCCAAGGUAAACAAAUGUAAAUACAUGUACAUAUACUAUUUUGUAGUAUCUGGGCUCGGUGUCACAAAUUUUUAAGGUUGGUCAUAAGAGUUUGGGUGAUCAGUAAAAUAUGAUGUAACAAUGUAGAUCACCUUGGCAACAGUGUAAGAUCAAUCUCAAAUUUGAGUGAAAUCAAACCCAGGAGAUUGUACUUCCAAAUACGUAAAAAAGCCAAGUUAGUAUUAAUUAUAGGGGCUGUGUCGUCAUGAUCAAAGCACGUCUGUGGCUGUUACAUGAAAUAGUGAAUGCGACUCUUGGCCCGUAUGCUCUCCAUAGAUUUGAUGUGAAGGGAGGGCAAUCGCCUGCAGUAAGUGGGUGAGAGCUAUGUCACCCACAGGCCUACUUUGAUCAUGAUGACACGAACACUUAGAGUAUUAAAGGAACAUGUUGCCUUGGAUCGGUCGAGUUGGUCUUUGAAAAGUGUUUGUAAACGUUUGUUA